AACCAGACGCGUCGCCAGGCCAAGAACACAGAAUCACUGGCUCAGUUUCAGCUCAUUUCAUUUCUUUUCUUGCUAAUGACAGUGAAAAGGACACCUUGGGUUUGUUUCACGUUACUCAAUUCCAGGAUAUAGACGUGGGGACCACUGACCCCUUACACCAUGGAAAAUGAUUUGGGGGUUUUUUCUUACCCUGUUGAAGUAGCUGUCUUAAUGGUCUCAGGCUCCACUGGGGAGAAUUUCAAAGGACAGUUCCUGAGCCUGAAGAUGCAGGCCAUCUCCCCCUGCCGACCGCCGACAGCAUCUGCUCUCGGUCUACAGACUGCAUCUCUGGGUUUGCAUUCCUAUAUCUGUGUCUUUUAAAGAAAAGAGAGAGACAAACGCUUCCUUAGCGUCCGACGCACAUCCUGCACUUCUCAGCAGCGCGUACAUGCGACGCACAUGAGUCAGAAGAUGGACAAGAAAAAGGAGAACGGCUUUUCCUUAAAGAGCUCUCAGGCCGGCGGCACCAGGAAGCAGCUGCCCUACACUGUGGAGACACCCUAUGGGUACCAGCUGGACCUGGACUUCCUCAAAUACGUGGAGGACAUAGAGAGGGGCAAGACCAUUAAAAAGAUCCACAUACAUCGGAGAAACAAGGGGCCCAAGUUCAGCACACUGCCCCGUAACUUCAGCCUUCCUGCCACUAGCUACCAGUCUGGCUCCCAGCAUGAUGUGUGGGCAUCCUCCACCUGCCUUGGGUCCGGUGGCAGGACCAAGGUUAUGGAGGUCCAGCAGCUCUUUGACUUCCAGGCUUCUGACAGCAGAUCUGCAGCCUUCCCAAAGGCAGGAAGGACUGGGCACGCUUCCAGGAAGCCAAUGGAUGAUGCCAGCAUCAGAGCCUUUGAUGAGCAGCCCCCGGGCAUUCCCGUAAGACCACACCUGCUGAGAGCAUCCAGCAUGCCUGCUACUGUCCUUCAGAGAAAGAACUCGGAGCUGGAUGAUCAAGAGCUCCAGGCUGCCUGGGAGCCCAGUGAGGAAAACAGCUCCUCCGAGAAUGUGUUUUGCUCCAGCACUGCAGGAGACGGCAGGAGUCCUUCGCAGCAGGUUAACGUUAAACUUCAGCAGCUACACAUAGCCCUGAAAAGGAUCAGAGAACUUGAGGAAGAAGUCCAAACCAUCCCUGAACUGAAAGCCCAGAUCCGUGCGCUUAAAGAAGAGAACGAUCAGUGCCUUCUGACACUCUCCCAGAAGAUGCCACGUGUGACACCCGAUUCCCAAAAACGGGCUGCUGAGGCUAGCAAGGCGUCCAGCGGGACAGGCAGCGUUGUAGCACAAUUGGUUUCUCCUUCAGCAUUCCAGGAAACUGAUCACCAAUGUUCAGAAUCCACGCAGCAGGUACAAGACCAUCACGAGACAUCGUGUAAGGAUUCUUCAGCAGAAGCAGCAAAGCUAUUAGACGCAAGAGUAGAAACCCAAGCAGAACAGCGGGAAGAAGCAGGAGACACGGUUAAGUUACAGGAAGCGACUGCAGCUGUGAAACUGGGCGGCAACAUGGACCUGUUCACUACAGCAUCACUGCAGGCAAAACUUGUAGCUCUUGAGCUGAAGUUUGCCGAAUCCAGCAUGGAGCUUCAGAGAGUCAAUGCUCUAUUAAGGGAUCAAAUGGAGGAGAACAGGCUGAUGAAAGAGCGGCUAAAGCAGAAAGAGGAGAAGAAGCUGGAGAAAGAAGAACGAGACCAGAAAUCGGGCGACUCUGUGGAGACAAAGCUGCCGUCAGAUUAUUUUCACACCAGUGAGGCACCAAGGAGCACAAAUGUAGAAUGUGAGGCUACAUCUGAAAAAAGGGCUUCCAUUGAGGUAGAGGCUUGCUUGGGUGAAAGCUCUAACAAGCAGCUCGAAGACCUGAAGACGACCAGCACACAGACAGACCCAACCAAAACUCAAGAUGCAGGUGUACUGGUGAAUGUUGCCACGGCUGAGAAACUUGUGGAAGCCACCGUUGCCAUGUGUGACAUAGCAGUCAACACGGAUUCUGGGGGGAAAUCAUCAAGUGGGCUUGCUGCAGAAGACGUGAGGUCAGAGGCAGUGGAGGCGGCCCCUCUGGAAGCUGCAUCUCAGCCUGAGGCGAACCCAGAGUGUGCGAGCAAAGAUCAUGAAGAGGAGGCCCAACCUCAGGGAGAGAGUGAAGCGGAGGCCGUGGAAGCCACCAUCAGCCAAUACCUCAGCAAGAUGCAGGAACUCCUGGAGGAGCAAUGGGCCUGCCUGCCCAGUGGGCCCUCAGAAAGCAUCCCCAAAGACCUGACCUCAAAAAUCAGCUCCAUCCACACCGAGCUCGUCAGCACAGUCAGUGCCCUCUCCUCCAUCUGCUGUACGUCAGAACAGACUGCAGCACCCACAAAGGACGGAGCCCUCAGGUCGAUAAUGAAGAAGAAGAGCAGCGCCGAGCGUCUGGGGAACAGGGGCACCAAGAAGAACCUGAAGUUCGUUGGCGUCAAUGGGGGGUAUGAGACGACGUCCAGCGAGGAUUCAAGCGAGGAGGACAAUGCGGAGGUGGACGUCUUCGAGUCUGAGGAGCAGAAAGAGAUUGGUGAUAAACAGGAGGAGGUCAGCAAGACAAUGGAGCCCGACAAUGCCAUUACUCCCCCAGGACCCGACACGGGCUCCCAGACAAAGCAAGCGGGCCGAAAAGUGAUGGAUGAGAAGUUCCUGGCAGCUUGUCGUCGCCUGACUGACCACCUGGAAGAGCUGGACUCCCCUGACGAAGAAAUGAGGGAAGUCCUGGCCACACUGUACAAGGAGUGGUUCCGCGUGUCCAGCCGCAGGGCGUCACGGGCAGACACAGUGGCCCUGUACCUAGGCCAGAUUGGGGGGGCCACGCCCUCGCUGCUCCGCGUCAUCGUCAACCUGGCCGACGGGAACGGGAACACCGCCCUGCAUUACAGUGUAUCCCACGGAAACUUCCACAUCGUCAAGCUACUGCUGGACACAGGCCUGUGCGAGGUGAACCAGCAGAACGAGGCGGGCUACUCCGCCAUCAUGCUGGCCGCACUGGCUGUAGCCGACCUCCCCGAGGACGUGGGCGUGGCCAUGCAGCUGAUGGGACUGGGUGACGUCAACGCCCGCGCCGGCCAGGGAGGACAGACAGCACUCAUGCUGGCAGCGAGUCAUGGGCGCGUGGCCAUGGUACGCCCCCUGCUGGACUGUGGGGCAGACCCCAGCAUGCGUGACCACAGCGGUGCCACUGCCCUCAUGUGUGCCUGCGAGCAGGGGCACACGGACGUCGCCCGCGUGCUGCUGGAGUGUGCCCACUGUGAUGUGGGAGUCACCGACGAUGACGGCAACACUGCUCUCUCUUUGGCCACAAAGGCGUCCCACUCAGAGAUUGUUGACCUUCUGCGAUCCCACACAGUCAGCGAGGCCCUGGACACCAGCGUGCCCCACUGAACAGUCAUCUCAUUUUUACCCCAUGGGAUAACAAGGCCUCCAUUCAGAUCACAUGGCACCCAAGGCCAGCAUCCCUAACCAUUAAAAAAACACAAAUAUCUGUGGACAUUCUGCUUCAGUAAUGUCCAUCGGCUGUUGUCCAAUGAGAAACGAGCUCUUGUAUGCCAAUCAAAAAACCAAAAUAAGACAGACAAGCAGCUAGAGAGAGUUUAACAGUGUCAACAGUUUGUAUUUGAUGCUGCUGUGAUACCGCAAUUCAAGUUUUCUAUGCCUGAUAAUAGAUCAUUAGUCACACACAAUAACCUCCUUUCAGCACAAUAUUUCUGUUUUUGUAACUGUCCCUGUCUUUACAGGAUAUUUAUUGUAAAAUACUGUAUAUGCAAACAACCUAAAGGUUGCGGAUGUUUAUUAUACAUUACAUUGCUAUGGUUACUCCUCAAUCAUUUUCUUAUGUCACAGAAAGCUAUUAUUUUGCACCGAGCGUUCUUUCUGUAACAGCUGUGCGGCAGAUUAACAAGCGAGCGAGGAAACACAUCGUUCCUGUCUGUUUUAAGGCCCACAAUCACAAGUGCUUCCAGCAAGGGAUUGAAUAAAAUCGGAGUCCAAUUCUAUGACUCUCCAA
Messenger RNA from Brienomyrus brachyistius, 4045 nucleotides. RefSeq names its product KN motif and ankyrin repeat domain-containing protein 4-like. The coding region runs from base 439 to 3423 and encodes 994 amino acids. Gene Ontology annotation, cellular component: cytoplasm; cytoskeleton. Gene Ontology annotation, molecular function: protein binding. The transcript is spliced from 11 exons. NCBI's taxonomy places the organism in Eukaryota, Metazoa, Chordata, Actinopteri, Osteoglossiformes, Mormyridae. The record is from RefSeq and is a predicted model, not a curated record. Gene Ontology annotation, biological process: negative regulation of actin filament polymerization.